UUCGAAAUAGACAUCAAUAAUGGAUAAAAGAUUUCUAUAUCUCGAAAUUGGCAUUUUUCUCAAUUUCAAGAAUGAAAUUUCCUACAAAUUAAGUACUAUUCAAUUUUAUUUAUAGCGCAGAAUACUAAAUAAUAUAUUAAUAGAUAAAGAGUAGGUCUUUUAACCCUUCAAUACCAAUUAACCAAAAAUCAGUAUCAGUCAUCUCAGCAGCUGAUAAUCAAAACAAGUAGAGUAGUGAUUGCAUUGGUUGUCAUUGAAAACAGUUUGAUAUGAAUUCAGAUUAUGACGAAAAUCUACGGGAAAACAUAUUUUUUAUGGAAAUUUUGAAACACCAUUCAGAUAUUAUAAAAAAGGCUGCAAAAGAGAAUUGGAAAAUCUGCAUACCUCGAACUGGAACUAUUGAAUCCAACGAAAUAAAUAUAAAGAUUAUUUUAGAUCAAGUUCUAAUUCCACAAGAAGAUGGAAUUCUUAAAAUAUCUCAAUCAUGUUCAACAUUAUCGAAAAAACAGGUGCAACUACGAAAGAAUAAGAUCAUAAUAGAAGACUGUCACUUGUUCUCAGAUACCAUAAAUAUUUUGUUCAAAGAAACUUUUUAUGAUGGAAAGGAUAGCAGCUAUGCUGUUUGGUGUAUAGAUAAACCGCUAUUUUUGGACCAUCCUUGCUGUACUUUAGAAACUCAAGUUUUGGAGAGUCUUCCUGAUUGUAUAGACUUUCUAUGGGUUGAAAGUACUGGACAGGAUGUUUUACAACAAAUUCAGAAUUUGUGUAUAAAAUUUAUAGAAGCAACUCCUAAUUAUGAAUUGGAACAUAUUCAAACACAGAAGGAUCUUAUUGGGAGUUUAUACUCAAGAUGUCUUCAAAAAGCUUUAAGGAAUACAAGCAUAAGGGCCAAAGCAAUGGACAAUGACCAAUUUUUGGAGAAACUCAAAUUGGCUGUGGAGACAUACAUGCAAUAUUGUUUGGGAAAAAAAAUAAUUUUUGGUAUCAGUACCUUUAUGAUUGACGCUGAAUCUCAUUUCAAUAAAAUAAUAAAAAAUUCUCAUAGCAUUAAGGAUAAACAGUUGGGUAUAUCAUCGAGCUAUUGUGAAGUUCUGUCUGGUGCUAACUGUGAGUUAAAUAAAUUAAACAACACAUUCACUAUAUUGGAUAAAGUGAAUUGUCUUGACAGAACAUUCAAUGCUUUGUGUGGAAAGCAAAACAGCAGAGGUUGUAUAACUUCUGAUGAUUUACUACAAAUGUUUGCUUCAAUCAUUCUCAAAGCUAAUAUUUUUAAUUGGGUUUCAAAUUUGCAUUUCAUUCAAGAUUUUAAAUUUUGUUCAAGCUCUUUCACUGACCAUGUCAACUUUUUAUUAACAACAUUGGAAGCUGCUAUUGAAUAUCUGAAAAGUGAACAUUUUUUUAAUUUACUGAAAAGUUCACCAGUAAAAUAUGUGAAAGAGCAGAAAAUUUUUGAAUUAGUCAGAACUGGAAAAUUGGUAUCACUGAAAGCUUUGAUUAAAAAUUCAGAAACUAAUGAGCUAGUAGGAAAAAUGUGUCAUCCUCUCUGCAUUUGCAAAGAUUGUGACCAAAUAGCUAAAAAUAUAUUGAUUGAUAAGGAAAUCAGAAAUGAAAAAGACCAAACAUUGCUCAUUUAUGCAACUCUGUAUAAACAGACAGAAAUUGUUGAAUAUUUAUUGAAUAAUUGUGUUGAUGUUAAUGCACAAGAUUAUUUGGGAAAAAGUGCACUGCAUUAUGCCUCAGAAAAGGGUCAUCAGGAUAUUAUAAUGUUAUUGAUUUCUGAUGAAAAUACCAAUAUAAAUAUUCAGGACCAUAAUGGGGAUACCCCUUUACAUUUGUCUACUGGGAGGGCCCAAGACAAUUGCGUAAAAGCUUUAAUUUAUUCAUCAUCCUCUUUGAAAAUGGACAUAUUAAAUAAUUUAGGUGAAAGUGUUCUGAGUUUGGCAGCUAAAGUUGGAUAUCUGCAAAUAAUAAAGAUUUUACUGGAGAAUUUAACAUAUACUCUAUCAGAAAAAGAAAUAUAUUCAAUAUUAAAUAAUUGUCAUAAUUUCAACAUAAAAAACAUUGUUGAACAAUUCUCUGUCAAAAAAGUGCUGUUUACAUUCCCUUUUAGUCCCAUAAAGUCAAUGGAAUAUAAAUCUAUUCAAGGUAAUUUUGGUAUCAAACCAAAAACAGAAAACGAGCAGAGGAAAGUUAACCUUCUGUUGAAUGCAAUAAGAAAUAAUGAUAUACCCUUAGCAUGUUUCUAUUUAGGGUUCAAUCAUCCUAAUCAGAGCAUUCUACCAUCAAAAUGCCACCCACUUUGUAAUUGUGCUAAAUGUCAAAAAAGUUCAGCUGAUGAUGUGGAAGUUUCAAUAGAUAUGAGCAGAAAAAAUUUGGAAAAUGAUCACGAGGAAAUACACAUCAAUAUGUGCAACAUUGACGGUUUGACACCCUUGCAUGUUGCUGCUCAAUAUGGAAGGAGUUCGCUGUUGAGGAUUCUUUUAGAUUGCGGUGCGCAAGUUAAUAUUCAGACAUAUAAAGAUUUGUAUACACCUCUGCAUUUAGGCUGUUUCUUUCAGCAAAUUGGUAUCGUUAAAGAGUUGGUGAAGUGUACCAAUUGUGACGUGAAUAUUAAAGACUCUCAAGGAAACACUGCACUUUUUUACGCAUGUAUAAAAAACGACAGCAGAAUUAUCGAAAUAUUGCUAAAGAAUGAUGCCGAUCAUGAAAUUAGGAACAACGAGGGAUAUACAGUUUGGGAUAUUUGUCAAAAACAAAUGUUAUAUUGUGCAUUUAAAGCAAUCAAAAAGAAUGUGAAAUAUUCAUCAGCAGAGCAGACAGACAAUCCAUGAUUUGUAUGUUUUUCAAAAAUAUCUUGGGUAUUUGUUACAUUCCAUGACAACUUUUUAAAAAGAUGCCUUGAUAAGUAGAUACACAAAAUUUUUCAGGCACUUCUGAAUUUUGUAUCGUUGACAAUGUACGUUUUUUUUCUUAUAAUAGUUGUAACCAUUACUAAUAAUUGUUAUAUGUUUUGUUUUGUUCUUCUGCGGCAACUAAUUGAUAAUAACUUGAAUCCAUGCAACGAAAAUGUAAGAAAAACUAAUAAUUGCUAUAAUGAAAGCACAUUUUUAUCAUUUAUGUUCAAUAUGAAGAUGAGUUCAUAAUUUAAUUUAUGUUAUAAAUUUUUAAAAAGCCAAAAUAUUUACUAGUCAUGAAUAUUUUUAUAUAGGUACUAUGUAUAUUUUGUUAAUGAACGCUUAUUAUAUAUUUUCCUUAAAAAAUUGUGUUUUCAUUAG
Messenger RNA from Harmonia axyridis, 3275 nucleotides. Its product is annotated as ankyrin repeat domain-containing protein 27-like. Gene Ontology annotation, biological process: early endosome to late endosome transport; neuron projection morphogenesis. The transcript has a single exon. Bases 270 to 2831 code for a protein of 853 amino acids. Gene Ontology annotation, molecular function: guanyl-nucleotide exchange factor activity; SNARE binding. NCBI's taxonomy places the organism in Eukaryota, Metazoa, Arthropoda, Insecta, Coleoptera, Coccinellidae. Gene Ontology annotation, cellular component: late endosome; plasma membrane; transport vesicle. The record is from RefSeq and is a predicted model, not a curated record.